AUGAAACAACAUAAGAAAGUAACCGUUGAUGCAAAAGCAGAGAUAGACGAACCAGUUGUGAGCGAACAGACAUUAGGAGAGGACAUAAGAGACAUGGAAUCCAUGGAAACUGAAGCCUCUCACAACAGAAGACACUUUGUGAUGAUGAAGAAUAAACAAACACACCCUGAAGACGCUAUCAGGAAACUCCGUCUUGACUGA
Messenger RNA from Sphenostylis stenocarpa, 201 nucleotides. Lineage: Eukaryota; Viridiplantae; Streptophyta; Magnoliopsida; Fabales; Fabaceae. The record is from the annotation of a GenBank genome assembly.